Molecule: messenger RNA, 690 nt
Organism: Rotaria sordida
Lineage: Eukaryota; Metazoa; Rotifera; Eurotatoria; Philodinida; Philodinidae
Source: the annotation of a GenBank genome assembly
AUGUCAAAUAUGGUUAAUGAAUUGGUUCGUCUUCAAGAAGGAAUGGCUGUGUGUUUUCAUCAUGACAAUGAAAAUAAUUCAGAAAAAAUUACGAAAAUAUUCUUACUGGCUUGUACUUGUGAUAAACCUGCUACUUCACUUUUAUUAAAUCAUAAAGAAUCCACCGGCUUCUAUGGUUGCAUAUAUUGUACAAUAAAAGGUAGAUCAGUUGAAGCAGGUGGAACCACCAUUCGCUCGUUUGCUUUCAAUUCAAAAGAAAAAAUCAUUUUAAGAUCGAAUGAAACAUACGAUAAAGCAAUCACAUUUUUUGGAAAUAAUAAUAAACUGCCAAACUCUGACAAAGUUCUUUCAAAAGAAGCAAGUACGGCGUAUCUACAAGGUCUUAAAGGAUCAUGUACACUUCGACAAUUAUCACAUUUCGAUGUUUAUAAAUCUUUCUUAUGCGACACUCUUCAUAACUUGUAUCUUGGUGCAACAGCUAAGAUGCUAAAAUUACUUCUUUCGAAACCAUCAUCAAAAACUGGUAUUACUGAUGUAAUGAGUGUUCAUAAUCGAAUUGACAUUGUUGCUAAAACUUUCAAUACAAUGUCAUAUCCAUCUACAACUUAUCGUCGUCCAAGAGAUAUUCGACUUUUUAAAAAAUUUAAAGGGAAUGAGCUUAGAAUAUUUCUUCUUUUUGGUUAUUCGUGA